AGCAGAAAUGCUGUUAAAGCUACUUUCACACGCGGUGAAAUGAACCGUCUGUUUAAAAGCGACCAAAGUUAGUAAAAGAUGACGUAAUGUUUUUGUUCCAAAUGUGGGGUGGACUGGAAUUGAGUUGUAGUCGCAGGGGCUUCUGUAGUCACGCGGGUCAUUGUGGUCUUGUUCUGAACUGAAACUUGUACUUUGGUGCGAUAUCAGCCUAUUUUUACCGAAUUCAUCGCAUCUAAUCGCUCGGAACUUUAAUUAAAGGUAAGUUCAUAGCGUUAUUAGAAGGUCUGUGCUGGUGUGUAAGCCAGAUUUUACCUUGUACUGCUUUAUUUUGUUGGAAAUUCGGAAGGAAGUUAGUCGAUGCGUAUUUUACAUCGCCGCCAUAUUUGUAUCUCUGACACGUUUAAAUCGACAAGAUGGUUGUAAGAUUUUCUUGUUAUUAUUCCCUAACAUCUCUUUGUGUUUGAGAAAGAACUGCGGAUUAUUUUGAUUGCCUUGUUCGGGAUGUCAGUGACAAUUUCGGCGUUUCGUCUGAAGCUAACCUUACCGGAAAUUCACGAACGUUUGACUCAUCUUUACGUAUAUUUAUGAGAAUGACGUUUAAUUUUUGCAUUUGGUCAUGCUCGAACGCUUCUUUUUGAGCGGAUUUUGCUCAUCAUAAUUAUGUUCUGUUUCAACUCGAAAGCUCUGUAUUACAAUUUUUCUUUCGCAGAUGGAAGUAGUCGUGAAACCACCAUUUGUGUCAUGUAUUUCGUGUCACAUAGUUAUAUCAACAACUUUCCUUAUUUGAGAAACUAAUGUUGUUUUCCUGGCAUGGAAAUUUUCUUUUGUUUGUAUUAAAAAAUUUGAAUCAUCCUAAAUUAGGCUGCUAUCCUUAGCUGCCAGGAUUUCGGAUUAAGAGCUGUGCUAAAGUAAACUUCGCGCAGUUGAGGUGUUACAAGCUCCCGAGUGGAACUUGAACCGGCUAUGCCCCUUCGCACUUUGUGCGUUCAGUUGAACAACAUGCAAAUUUUUCGACAUAACGCCCUUAAGUAAAUUUUUCUGUUUCCAAAAUAUCUUAAUUACGUAAGGCUGCGAUAAAAAUUAUUUCAUCGUCAACGGUGCGAGAUACACCGUGUUUUGGCAAUAUGUAAUGGAAUAUUUAACAUUGAGUUCAAUUAAGCUGAGCUUACUUGCACUGUAUUUCGUAAUAUCAUUUUUAAUCCGACGUCUUGCAUCUUUUUUUGUGGCCUAGAACAUUCCUUUUGUAUUACAAGUCUGUCUCGUAGUUUAUUCGAAUUUAAAUGUUGUACGUUCCAAACUACAAAGCUUAAUAUAUUCGUUAACAUAUUCGUUAACCAUGCAAUCUUAAUUCGUUAUGUAAAUACAAGCCUAAAACAUAAAUUUAGAAAAGUUGAUUGCUUGGAAAAAGUUAUGUUGAGAUGAUAAUGUUACCCAGGGCAGUGAAUCAUUUUGGCUGUUAUUUUUCCCAGUUGUCUUAACUAUCCUGUAAUGUCCUGAUAGGAGAAAGUGUCAUUUGAAUUUUGCCUUGUCACUGUUUGCUAUGUCAACUGUUUUGUGAUCAACCUUACCAGUCCCAAGAGAUUUUCAUUCAUUCUGAUCAAAAGAAUUGUUUCUUAAGACUGAUAUUUUGAAGAUAAAUUCAAAGCCCAGGAGAUAUUUGGUACACAAGUUUAUAGACCAAGGUUAUCCUCUGGAAUCUAAUAUUUCUUAGCUUUCUGGUUCAAGUUAGCAGAAUUUGACAAAGAGCCAUGAUAUUGUAUAUUCUCCUUGUAAUAAUUCUUUACCAAACUUUUCUCUUUUAUAAUUUUUUUAAGAGGGCUGUUUACAGGAUUACUCCCUUAGAAGAUUAUGUAUUGACACUUAUAGGUUUGAUCUUCAAUAAAUCCACAUUUUAAACUGGAAUCGUAAAGCUUUUACACCUAGAACAGUUGGACAUUUAAGGACUUUCAAUGGCUGCGAGGGGAACGGCACAGCGCCCCAAUGGAGCUGUACAAGGAAAGAUAUGCCAGUUUAAGUUGGUACUUUUAGGUAAGAAUUAUUUUGACACAGUUUGGUGUCAGUGUGUUAUUGGAUCUGUAAAGAACUCUACCUGGUUUACAUGUGACAUAUAUCUUGUAUACUGCUGUAAUGGACAAUUUUGAAAGACAUAGUUGUGUAGUCCAAACAAUGAUAAAAAAAAUCUUGGAUCCUGUUGAGUUUGUUGUUUAAACCUUUUAAAGGCAGCUCCUCUUGCAGAGCUGUCAAAAAGAUUUUGAGUAACUGGACUGUGAUAUAAAGUAGACCACAUUAAGGAUCACAGGCCCUUCUACAGGUAAGGGCUUGGAGGCUGCUGAGGCCCUAAAUUGUUCAAAAUAGCUGGUGCAUUUUUCAGAGUAAACUUUGAAAUGCAUCAGUUGCCAGCUUAUUUUGACAACCCUCACUUGUAUUUUUUAAUGAGCAACUAUAUCUGGGCUCCUCACUCGAUGAAUUGCACUCAGUUUGGUUAUACAUGUACACCAUACCUUAUCUGAGCUGAGAGGAGAAAGGAAAACAACAGCUCUGUCAAAAGUCACUUUUGUGUUGAUCAAUUGCCUUGAGUGAAAGAGGACAUUGCAUCAUUUUUUAACAUUUUUGACAAAAUGAGGUGCAUGAUUUCAUGUUUUUAUGUGUUUGAUUUCUAAUGAAGCAGUAAUUUGAUUUUGAUUUAAUCAGAAAAAUAAAAUUAAAUCUGCAAAACUUAAUGUUAACUGAGUUCUCUUUUGAUAAUUUUACAUGACAAUUUUUGUGUAGCCUGCUUACAAUGUUAUCUUGGAUCUCACAGGUGAAUCUGCUGUUGGAAAAUCAAGUUUGGUUCUGAGAUUUGUCAAAGGGCAGUUUCAUGAGUAUCAAGAAAGCACAAUUGGAGGUGAGUAGCUUGGAAUUUUUCUCUGUGUGAAAUGGGAUGGCAAAAAUUUUCAACUGAUUGAUAUUUCUUCUGUAUUUUCAGCGGCAUUUUUAACACAGACAGUGUGUCUGGAUGACACCACAGUCAAGUUUGAGAUCUGGGACACAGCAGGUCAAGAAAGGUAUCACAGCUUAGCUCCAAUGUACUACAGGGGAGCACAGGCAGCAAUUGUUGUUUAUGACAUCACAAACCAAGACACUUUUGGCCGGGCAAAAACAUGGGUGAAAGAGCUUCAGAGACAGGCCAGCCCUAAUAUAGUCAUAGCACUUGCAGGCAACAAGGCAGACCUUUCAAGCAAGAGGAUGGUUGAGUAUGAGGUAUAUAGAUCAUUGUUUAUGUGAUUUAUUGAUCAAUCCUUAGAAGUGGAGCAGUGAAAGGGUUAAAUUUAACAGAUAAUCUAGUGUUAACAACUGAGUUGAAAACAUAAAUUGGCCACUGUAAAGAGUUUAAAGGCUGUCGUUUCAAGCGUUAGCCCUUCAUCAGAAAUGCUUGAAAUGUCAGCCUUUAAACACUUUACGUUGGCCAAUUUAUGUUUUCAACUCAGUUAACACUAAAUUACCUGUUGUACUCUCCCACUGAUGCAGCACCACAGUUUCUUACUUACCCCCUUUAACAUUUGAAUUUGUUCUGCUGAUUAGGAUGCUCAGUCAUAUGCAGAGGAUAAUGGUCUUCUAUUCAUGGAAACUUCAGCAAAGACUGCCAUGAAUGUGAAUGAUAUCUUCUUAGCAAUAGGUGAGUUUUUCAUUUUCUCGUCAAGCGACCUGCUUGUGUGUUUUAACACUUAUAUCCGUGGCUAAAGAAUGGCUCAUCAUUGAUUGUUUUUUGGUUUUUGACUUUAUUUUCAAAUUUAACUGUGCAACACAGGCUUUCCAUUUGAAAAUGAAUUAGCAGAAGGAUAUUAUAGAGUAGCAGUGAAAUGUCUUCUGUCCCUGUUAUAUUUGUAGUGGUAAUAGGACCAAUUGGAGUCCAAUUCAGUCUGUAAUCAUACAAGUGAUUAACAAAAUUGGACAACUGCAAAGCGGGAGUUUGAUUUGUUAAUUACGAGUAUGAUUACAAACAGAAUUGGACGAUGUGAAGUCCAGGUACCAGUCAAUCAAAAUUAUGACAAAAUUUGAGGAAAAAACUAGACAUCGGUUUUACAUUUUCAUAAAAAAGAACCACAGAUAACUCAGCGAAAUGCAAGAAAACAGUGCACAUACAUAACGUGUUCUGUCUGCUUACAUGGGCAUGAUCUGUUAACUGUCCCUUUAACUGUCCUAUUACAUUGUUCAAUUACAAGCAUGAUGCAUACACUGUCUUAUCAGUGAUCAAAUUGGUCUGGUGAUAACCAAUCAUGAGAAUUUUGGUGUAGUUUUAAUUAAAGAAGUAAUCAGUAGUGGUAUCAUUGAAAUUUUUCAUUAUAGCAAAGAAAUUGCCCAAGAGUGACACCACAGCAGCAGGGCCUGCAGCUGGUGGACGACAGCCCAGAGGUGUUGACCUCAGGGAGCAGAAUGAACCACGAGAAAGUGGUUGCUGUAAAUAGUUACUCUUCAGAAAUCCCCUCUUAUACAAAUCAUGUAUAAAUGAACAAUGAACAAAGUGCAAACUAGAAUGUGGGUAAUGUUACACAAGCAAGAUCAACAAACUGCCCUGUGCAACAUUAAUAGUAAAUGUACACACUCUUUCCUUUAAUAUGCAGUAGUGAUUUAACUUAGCAUGCAAAAAAAAAAAUUGACCAAUUUGUUUGUAACGUAAGGUGACAAACUCUUGUUGUAAUAUGAGCAAUAGUGAGAGUAGCUGAUAAUGAUCAUUUGUGGUGUAAGAUUUUUGUGGCAAUAGUUAUGUUUGUUCAUCUUGUCUGUGCUUUGUGUAAACUCAGCCCUCCCUACAUUCCAUUUCUUUUACUAACUUUUUAUAUAUCAAAUUUAAGUAGAAAAGGACUGGGUCUAUUGAUCUAAGGAAAACCUACUUGAUCUUAAAGUCUUAGCAGACAUUUGCAAAAUUUGCACAGAAAAGUGUAAUAAAAACUUUAACAGUGAUAGGAAUUUUUGAAACUCCCAGUGGCUUGUCAGGUAGUAUGUUAAUAUUGUGUUGCAGAGAAAGAAGUUAAAAAGUCUUCCAGAGAGCUGGCAUGAACUGUUUCACUCCAAAGACCCUAUAACUAAAUUUCUUUUCUGUGUUACAUACAUUUUCUCAUAUCUUAACUCUGAAAUUCUGGUCCCACACCAAGCCAAAUUCUCCUUAAGUAGAAGAUUCUCUCUCUUCUUGUACCAUUCCAGCCUAAAAGCAUAUCUAUUUUGUAAGGGGAAACUACAUAUUCAUCUCUCAACCCCUGGGAAUCAUAGGGUGUAAUUAUGGGUUGUGUUUGAAAGACCUCAUUGAAGAGUUAAGAUCCUGUGCAACUUGAUUACAUUAACAGCGGUGUAUUCCUUUUAAAUAUUUGCUGGGAAAAGUUAAAGAGAAUUAAUUACAGCACCUUUGUAGAAUGAUGAGGGAUAUUUACGCAAACAAGUUUCUGUGACUGAUCUCUUCAAUAAGCUUCUUCAAUUGUACCUUGUGAAAAACCACUGGCUUGCGAAUUGUAGCUUAGUUUCCCUUGUGUUUCCAGCCUUCACAAGUGUACUACUGGUGCUACGGCUCUCGAUAAAAUGACAAGUCUACAGUCUUAACUAGGCUCGUUGUUUGAGUAGUUUGUGGCAGUCAUAGAAUUUAGGAUACUUGUAAUAAAAUAUGGUACUGACCUUUGUCUGCACCUCUUUUUUGAUAUCUUAGGGUGUUCAUAAUAAUGAUAUGGUGAAGUUUUGUCUAAUAAAUUGAGUAUGGUAGAUUGUCAGUUGUACUCAAGUAGGUCAUGUUUGUGUACAUUUAACUGUAACUUGAUUGAUGGGAUUCAAUGUUCAUGGGUUUUUUGCUACCAAAAGUCCCUUUAAAGUGUUGCUAUGGUGUUACUUUGUUGUUGGUUUUAUUUUGCCGGGUAACAGGUCAAAUACGUAACAAAAUCAAUUUACCUUAAAAUGAUAUUAUUAUACAAUAGAAAAACAUAGUUGUUUCCGCUUUAAGUUGUUCUUUCUUUCUGAGAUUUUGUUUUUCAAGUUGUCAAAGCCAGAUUAUGUCGGGUUAAAAAAAAAAACAAACAAAAAAACAAUGCAGCACUAUUACUUGUGAACUAAAAAUGUCCUUGAAAAGAAAUCUGUGAUUCAGUAUUUUUUUUUUCCUCCUGAG
Pocillopora meandrina is the source of this 6124-nucleotide messenger RNA. The record is from the annotation of a GenBank genome assembly. NCBI's taxonomy places the organism in Eukaryota, Metazoa, Cnidaria, Anthozoa, Scleractinia, Pocilloporidae.